AGUGAAAGUGAGAGUGAGAAUAUGGUGCCUUCACUGCUGCGAAUUUCGUCAACCCCGCCUUCAUCACCCUCACGAAUUUUCAUCGAGGACGGAGAAGCAAUAUCAACUUCAACGCUGGAAACAACCCUCAUUAAUGGGGGUAAUGAUGAUGAUGAUGAUGAUGUAGCAACAACAACAACGACAAAUAAACCUGCACCCUCACCAAUUUUGAAUGAGGAUAGAGAAGUUGAUACAACCCUCAUUAGUGAGGGUGAUGGAACAACAACAACAACAACAACAAAUAAACCUGCACCCUCACCAAUUUUCAAUGAUGAUGAUAAUGAUGAUGGAACAACAACAACAACAACAAAUAAACCUGCACCCUCACCAAUUUUAUUCGAGAAUGGAGAAGAACAAUCGAUGAGGACGUUGGAACCAAUUUUACCUUCUACUACCGGAAACGAAUCAAAUACAACUCUUGUGAUGACCAGGGAAAGGCUAUUACUCAAUAGUUCAACAUUUGAAACAUCAACUUCAGCUGUUACUUCAACUUCUACAACUACAGCGAAUACUAUGGCGGAUGAUAGUUCUUCAUUUAAGAUCAUGUUGGGGAUAGCCGAUAAUGAUGAGGAUAAUAAUAUAAAAUUUAGUGAAGGUUAUGACUGGGAGAAAAACAAGAUUCAAAAUGAUACAACUAAUAAAAAAGAUAGGGGAAAUGAUAUGAAUGAAAAAGAUAAGGCUUUGGAAAAUAAUCUAAUCAGUGAAGAAGGGAUUUUUUAUGUAGACACAGAUGAAGAAGAAGAAGCAGGACGGCUAUAUGAAAAUGAACUUAUUUAUAUGGAAGGCGGCGCUGAAAAUUAUAAACAAAUCUUACCUUUAAAUAUAGACCAAGAAGAUGAAAACCCCCUCCCCCUCCAUUUGUUGAUGAUACAAACCAAAACGAAAAUGAUGUAA
This is a messenger RNA of Drosophila kikkawai, 933 nucleotides long. RefSeq lists its product as uncharacterized. The record is from RefSeq and is a predicted model, not a curated record. Lineage: Eukaryota; Metazoa; Arthropoda; Insecta; Diptera; Drosophilidae.